Messenger RNA from Desarmillaria tabescens, 791 nucleotides. RefSeq lists its product as uncharacterized. The transcript has a single exon. The coding region runs from base 132 to 791 and encodes 219 amino acids. The record is from RefSeq and is a predicted model, not a curated record. Lineage: Eukaryota; Fungi; Basidiomycota; Agaricomycetes; Agaricales; Physalacriaceae.
AGAUUAUCUAAAUCUAAGUACAUCACGAGUGCUUCUAUCAUACUCACCCUCAAACUUAUAUACAUUGGUGAUAGUGUGUGUGUGUGUGAUUUAGUAUUUAGAUUGAUGAUCUAGAUGCUAGUUUCAUUUACAUGCUGCCCAUUACCAAGCACAUCAAUGUCAACCAUGUUGUCUGCUUAUCAAUGUUGGAAUUCUUCUGGGCAUUGGAGGAUGGAACUAUUGGGUCAUUUGGGGAGUAUUUGAAGGAAGUAGAGGAGAUUCAGAAGGUCUGGCUUGGGUAUGUGGUCAAAGCCCAAUUUUCUGCAGCCCACUCUACUCAUCAGAUGUCCCUACUACCUCAAGAGCCUCCUACUGCACUGACUGUCCCUCCGUCAUCCUGGAAGUCACCACUUAUGUCCAUUCCCACUCCUGGUUCAUCCCAGUCAACAGAGAGCUGCAACCACUCAACCACUCAACCACCAACUUCGUCACUGCCCCCCAUGCUAUCAGCUGCGGCUAAGACCUCGUGUUGCCUCACUGUUUGUGAUCAAAUAUGGCAGAGAAUGCAAGAAUCAAACAAGCAAAAACUGAAAGCUAAGACCAUCCUAAAAACCUCAGAUGCAAUUGUGCCUGGCUCACUGGUACUACCUGCAUCUAUAGCCCUAAAGAUCCCACCAAAACCAGUGGAUUCACCCCAACCAGCCCCACCACUGACACCAACCACCUGGCCUGUGCCUGCACAAUGCACAAAAUGUGGAACCACGAUUCAUGCCCACUCACCAUCAUGCUGUCAUUGUCGUCAACGAUGGUAG